Messenger RNA from Triticum dicoccoides, 4203 nucleotides. Its product is annotated as putative disease resistance protein RGA1. NCBI's taxonomy places the organism in Eukaryota, Viridiplantae, Streptophyta, Magnoliopsida, Poales, Poaceae. The transcript is spliced from 3 exons. Gene Ontology annotation, molecular function: ADP binding. Bases 109 to 1221 code for a protein of 370 amino acids. The record is from RefSeq and is a predicted model, not a curated record.
GGUGGUGUCGAUAAGAUCGCAAGCACCGUGCAUCUCCCCUGGCUCCAGUCCAGAUCCCCACCAAAGUCAAGAACAAACGCGUACACAAGCUGAAAGGAAGCAGCAAGGAUGAAGUCCAUGGAGGAAGCAGCGUGUUUCGGCGGCCUCGAUCCCGCAGGACUGGCGGAGGUGCCGCAGGAAGCAGCGUCUUUCCGCCGCCUGGAUCCCGCAAGACUGGCGGAGGCGCCGCACGAAGCAGCGUGUUUCGGCACCUUGGAUCUUGCGCUACUGGCGGAGGCGCCGCGGCUGCUGCGCUCCGCCUCUCGAGCCAUGGAGGGGCUGGCCUUCGAGGUCCACUCCUGCGACGUGAGCCGCCUGAACUCGGCGCUUGGGGCCAGGAGGUGCUGGGUGGAGGCCGCCGCCCCCAUCCUGGAGGUUCUCGAGGCGCAUUUGCUGGAGAUCUGGGGCAUCUCUGUCGCCGCCGAAUAUGAGGAGCUUACUCUGCAGGUCAGGGACGCCUUCUACUUCAUCCAGGAUCUUCAAGACAACAUCCACUACCGCAGGUUUCAGUCCAACCCACCCGCUCUCAGGUGGUGUGGUUGGAACUUCCUCCCUUUUGGAAUAAUUGCGUCCAAACCACCCAAGAAGAUCAUCAAGAACAUCAAAGUUGUGAAUCAAGAAACCCACAAGAUUGGCCAUCUGCUGGACAAGGCCACCGGCAGCUCAUCGUCCACUUCGCUGCCGCCGCCAUGGAUGCCUGAUUCAAGCAGGGAAAUUCUUCAGACUACAAUAUUCGUUGGGCGCCACAGGGAGAAGGAUGAUAUUGUCGAAAUGCUCAUCAAGCCAUGUGCCAAGUCUGUUAUCUCCAUUGUUGGUGAUGGAGGAAUUGGGAAGACAACUCUUGCUCAGAUGGUGUUCAGUGAUGCAACAGUUUGGGAGCAUUUUGAUGUCAGAUGUUGGGUGACAGUUUCCAGGAGCUCCAACAAGAUGGAGAUCGCAGCAGAGAUCCUAAGGUCAGUCCAACCGGCUUGGGAAGGCUCUGCUGAGAGGAUGAUGGAUUUUCAAAUGCUUCAGUCCGAGCUCCGCCGAGCUCUUAUAUCCAAGAGGUAUCUGAUUGUUCUUGAUGACGUAUGCAACAAAACAGAUGAAAUCUGGCUGGACAUGCUUACUCUACAGUCAGCAGAUACUGGGAGCAGAAUUAUGGUGAUUUCUCGCAUUAACACCAUGCCUCACAUCCUCUAAGCAUGGCAGCUGUACACCGUGAAUCCGCUGAAUAGCGACGAUUGCUGGGCCCUGCUCAAGGAACAUGCUUUUCCAAGUGAUCAUGGGUAUGCCUAUCCAGAUCUUCACCUGAUUGGAAAGCAGAUUGCUGCAAAAAUCAAUGAAUCACCUCUGGCUGCCAACCUGGUGGGAGGUUUGCUUGCUGAUACAAGGAGCAAAAUUCACUGGAUGAACAUCAUGGAAACAGGAUUACAAGAUAAUGCUGUUUUCUCCGCCCUACGCUUGAGCUAUAAAUACCUACCUGUACACCUCAAGCGAUGCUUUGCAUAUUGCAGUUUGUUUCCAGAGGACUAUAAGUUUGAUCCAGCACACUUGUUACGCCUUUGGAUUGCCGAGGGUUUUGUUCAACCACAAGACAGGGCUGAAAAAAGGAUGGAAGACAUUGCUAGAGAAUAUUUUGAUCAGCUCCUUUCACGCUCAUUCUUCCAGGAAAUCAAGCUUGGAUCCAUGAUGUACUACUUGGUGCAUGGCUUACUCCAUGAUCUUGCAAGGUCUGUCGCAGCGGAGGACUGCUUCUGUAUUGACGAUGGCACGAACUGUGACAUCCCGUUAACAGUGCGCCAUCUGUCUGUCACCAUGAACAGUCUACCUGCUCUCACAAGCUUCCGCAGUCUAAAAGAGUUGCGCACCUUGUUAAUCCGACCGUCACUUCCAUCCAACUCCAGUUGCUCCCAAGAGGAUUUUGCUGUGAAUUUAAAAAAUAUCCUGGAGAAGUCAAAACAGUUGCGUGUUCUUGAUCUCAGUUGCUUUAACUCCAAAGAGUUGCCCCAAUGCAUUGAUGACUUAUUGCACCUCCGUUACCUAUCUAUCCAUGGCUCCAUCCAGAGGCUUCCUGAGUCGAUUGGCAAGCUCGUGCAUCUGCAAGUAUUGUGCUUCACUGGGAAAUGUUCUUUUGAUAAGCUUCCUGAGAGUGUUACUAUGCUGGUCAAUUUGCGGCACCUUCUUGUUCAAACCAAGUAUACUGCAGGAUUGGCAGGCAUUGGUCGGCUAGCUAACCUUCAGGGGUCACUUGAGUUCCACAUUGAGAAGAGGGAAGGGCAUAAACUAGAGGAAUUGAGGAACAUCAAUGGUCUCCGUGGGUUACUAAAAAUAAAAGGUCUAGAAAAUGUUUCAAGCUAUGAAGAAGCCUGCAAAGCUGAGUUGAAUAAGAAAACACAUCUUAAUUCUCUGAAUUUUAAAUGGAGCUCUGCUAGUAGGAAUAAUUCGCCUCCUGCUGACGCAAAGGUACUUGAAGGCCUACAGCCGCACCAAGACAUUAAGGUACUUCAUAUAAGAAGGUAUUGUGGCACCAAAGCUCCCAGUUGGCUACAGUCAUUGCAGCAAGUGCAUUCUUUGCACCUCAUCAAUUGCAGGAGUUUGGGCACCCUUCCUCCAUUGGGAAAUUUGGGAUCACUCAGAUAUUUACACAUGAAGGAUCUGUGUGCAGUUGACCGAAUUGGACAUGAGUUUUAUGGCAACGGUGAUGUGGCAUUUCCAUCUCUAAGUGUCCUUGAAUUUGAUGAUUUCCCAAAGUUGCGUGAGUGGGCUAGAAUAGAGGACAAGAACUCAUUUCCAUGCCUUGAAAGAUUAGUUAUAGUGGAUUGUCCAGAAUUGGUCCAAAUUCCUCCCUUCUCUGCAACUACUCGUGAAGUUCUCAUUGAGCGUACAUGCUUCAUGCCAUACAUGAGGCUUGCGCCUUUUUCUUCAAGGUCAGAGAAGCUCCAGCUGGAUGUUUGCACAACUUCUGUCUACUUCAACGGGUUACUCCAUAAGCAGCAUGUAGAGACUGUUGUAGCCUUAAACAUAAGUGGUGCUGAACAAGUCGUUGUUACUGAAGAAUUAGGGUUGCUUGUUUCUCUACAAAGGUUGCAACUUAGUCGCUGCAACUUUACUGACAAGAAUCUUAGUAGUUUUCUCCAGGCUCUCCCUUGUUUGUCCUCGUUGGAGAUGAUAGACAUGCCUAACUUAACAUCUCUUCCAGCAUCGGAAACACUUAGGUUCAGCACCAUGCUCACUGAGUUGUCCGUACGCAACUGCCAGUUUUUGCACUCUCUGUCCUCACUGCAGUUUUUUGAUUCACUAAAAUUUCUGGUGAUCGAGAGAUGUCCUAAAGUUACUGCAGCAUCAUUUCCGUUGAAUUUUAGGAGUCUUUCAGCUCUGAAAGUGUUGAGAAUAUCAUACUGCUCAGAGCUCCAAUCUUUACCGUUGUUGUGCGGUCUGCCAUCCUCAUUGGAAACACUUAAUAUUAUUGAGUGCCACCCGGAGUAGUCCAAGCAGUCAAGAAACAGGACAGGACAUUACAUUGAGAAACUUGCUUUGAACCCUAGUGUGUUGAUUCAGUGACAGAAUAUUUUGCAGGGAGAGAUGGCACUGCAAACGCCAAGGCCACCCAAAGAGCUUGGACAGGACAUUACGUUUCUGUUUGAACUCUAAAUGCCAAGGCCAUCCAAACGUUUGUCAGUGACAUAACAGUUGCUGUUGUUAAUUCGACCAAACACCUGAAAGUGCCAAUUCUUUCAUGAGCAUGAUGAGCUGAGCACCCUGGGGUUGAAUAUAUCUUCACUGUUCGACUGAAAGUUGGCGAAGGAAUGCGGCGAAGCAUGUGGCUGGAGGCAGGUAGCUGAGCAGGCAGCGCUAGGCAGCCACGCACUCGUGGCGGAUCGGCCGUUCCUAUUCGCCAUUGUCCGCCAUUGUCGAGGAGAAAACCGGAGCCGUUCUGUUCCUUGGCCAUCCGGUCAAUCCUUUCGCUGGCUAAAUGAGCCAUUGACUGAUCUGGGAGCGAGUACAAAAAAUUCCGGUGGAUGCACCAACCUAUGUGGUGUGGCACGAUUGUUUAAAGAUUGUAAGGAUUGUUUAAUUGAUUUGAUGCUACCCACGAUCUGUAUGAUGGUCAUUGUGCUCAGGCGAUGCAGAUGCCAGAUUUGGUUACUGAUACACCAACACGUUGUGAUUGAAAAGGUGUUC